AUGGAUAUAGGAGAAUCAAUAGUUAUCGCUAACAGUGCUUUUAAUUCAAGAGAAUGGGAAUUAAUUGAUAUAUCAAACAAGACGAGACGACUAAUCACUUUGGAUGCGAGUAAAAAUUAUGUCAUGAAGUUUGCGGUGAGUAAAGUGAAGAGUUUGACAGUUGGAUGUACAAAGAAGAGUGAAACAAGUAUAAGCGUUGUUAUAAUGGAGGCUGAAAGACUCAAAGCAGUGAGCAAGAUUGACUUUGCUUUCGAGCAUGGAUAUAAAGGUGCAAAAAGUGUUACGGAAGAGUGUUUGGUUUUCUUGUUUCAUAACGAAUAA
This is a messenger RNA of Loa loa (African eye worm), 321 nucleotides long. RefSeq lists its product as hypothetical. The coding region runs from base 1 to 321 and encodes 106 amino acids. The transcript has 3 exons. The record is from RefSeq and is a predicted model, not a curated record. NCBI's taxonomy places the organism in Eukaryota, Metazoa, Nematoda, Chromadorea, Rhabditida, Onchocercidae.